This is a messenger RNA of Monopterus albus (swamp eel), 1895 nucleotides long. Its product is annotated as L-rhamnose-binding lectin SML-like. Lineage: Eukaryota; Metazoa; Chordata; Actinopteri; Synbranchiformes; Synbranchidae. The transcript is spliced from 9 exons. Gene Ontology annotation, molecular function: carbohydrate binding. The coding region runs from base 15 to 647 and encodes 210 amino acids. The record is from RefSeq and is a predicted model, not a curated record.
CAACAUGCUUGCUUAUGGGUUCAGAGAGAGUGAGCUCCUGUGAUGACCACCAUUUCCAGUGCCUGAACUGCGCUCACACUGUGGCAUGUGAGGGUUUAGUGGCACACCUGAAGUGUGCUGAAGGAGAGGUCAUAUCUGUGGACAGUGCUAAUUAUGGACGUCAUGACAAGACUACAUGUGCCUCUGGACGACCUGACUCUCAGAUCCAAAAUGUCCAGUGCUCAAGUCCCACUAGCAAAGUUGCUGACAGAUGUAAUGGGAAAAGCACCUGUGAUGUCAGUGUGAACAACUCAGAGUUUGGAGACCCCUGUGUUGGCACUUACAAGUACCUGGAGGUGACCUACAAAUGUCAGCCUCACACUGUGGCCUGUGAGGGGUCUCUGGCACACCUGAAGUGUGCUGAAGGACAGAUCAUAUCUGUGGACAGUGCUAAUUAUGGACGUCAUGACCAGACCACAUGUGUCUCUGGACGACCUUACUCUCAGAUCCAAAAUGUCCAGUGCUCAAGACCCACUAGCAAAGUUGCUGACAGCUGUAAUGGGAAAAACAGCUGUGAUAUCAAUGCAAACAACUCAGAGUUUGGAGACCCCUGUUUUGGCACUUACAAGUACCUGGAGGUGACUUACAGAUGUCAGCAUCCUGUUUGAACCAGAUCGCUGACAUCCCAAUACAUUAAUAAAAGCUUUGAAUUAAAUGCAUAACAAUGUAAUCAAGAAACCAAUCAAAUGAUCAUAAUUAAAUUAUAAAUACACUUUAUGGCCAAAACUAUGUGAACUAUGAAAACUACGUGCUGAACAUUUCACCCAUUUAUGAUUCUGGUCUUAUUUAUAUGGAGAUGGCAGCAAACUGCUGCUGUUUCUCCUUCAAGGUGACUUUUUUGAUUUAAGCCCCCUUUACACUAAACUCAAAUGGGCUGGCAAAAUGCUACUCCUGUGUUCUUUUUACACAGAGAGCCUACCAGCAUCUUGUUGUUGUGCCAAAAUCUGUUCCCUUCAAGAUAUACAUAUUUCCCCUAACAUUAUCAUUAACCAUGACCACUGGGGGAUUGAGAUGGGUUUCAGCUGUUAAAACACAAUUUUAACAGCUGAAACCCAUCUCAACAGGUUAACAGAUUUCAACACAAGACCAGUAUUAGAGGCAUGACAUUUAAUGUAAUGCCCACCAGAACAUAGUUUACAGCCAUGCAUAUAACAAAGCAUACUGAUGUUGCAUUGAUAUGCAUUUCGCCUUUGAGAUGUGUUUCUCCUAUCUUAAAAGGUUUCAUAGCUGCUUCUUCAUUUAAAUUGCUGGGAGCCUAGUGCAAUGUGCAGAUUUGUUUUAAUCUGUUUUUGGCAUUUAGGUUGUUGUUGGUUUGGCACCUGUUAAAGUAUUUUGGAUGUGCAUGCUCUGUAUUCAGUUUUGUUCCCCUUAUAUUUUAACCUGAACCAUGUUUAACAGGGAACACAUCUUGAAGGAGGAAUAAAUAUCAUUACACCACUGGUAACAUUUUUGCUGUCAAAUCAGCAGCUGUGGGUGAACAGAGUAGGGAUGUGCUUUUGCUCAAACUGAUCUAGGCAAAAAUACGAUGGCAUUUUGCAGAGUCAUCUUUGACCACAGAACAGAAAGUCAGAAAACUGCUGCAAAAGUCCUGCCUUGAAUGAGCAGUGUAAAAGGGGCUAGUGACUAUCUCAUACCAGAACAGUCAAGUACAAACUGAAGUGUCCAUAUACUUUUGUUCAUAUAGUGUAUAUACAGGUCCUCAACAAACAAAUUAAUCUAAAUGAAAUUUAAUUCAAUGUCUUUGAUUAAUUCAUUUUCUUUACUGCAGUCUUUUUCAUUUUCUAUUCUGUUAUUCUACUGUAACUCUUUUAAUUGUCCAGUACAAUAAACUUGCCUUGCAUUGACAACUUGCCUGG